Molecule: messenger RNA, 228 nt
Organism: Phytophthora nicotianae INRA-310
Lineage: Eukaryota; Oomycota; Peronosporomycetes; Peronosporales; Peronosporaceae
Exons: 2
Coding region: 1-228 (75 amino acids)
Source: RefSeq, a predicted model, not a curated record
AUGGUCAUCAAACCAACAAACCAGUUUGAAAUAGUGUUGUUCCUCCACGUUGUGUACCCCCACAUCUUCAGCAACGAAAGUGACAAGAGACCAAUCUUCGGUGUUGUCGUAGAGCCUAACGACGAGCAUGUCAAAGCCUGGAUGCAGACGCAGUAUUCCGAGGCGUCUAUUCUGACUAACAGAGAAUUUUGUAUCCACUUGUUCGAAAAGGUGCCUGAUGAAUUCUAG